GCCUGUUUUGCUUUCCUCGUCACCUCCUCUCUCUCUCUCUCUCUCUUAUUUAUUUAUUUAUUUAUUAUUAAUAAGACAGAGAUGCAUAGAUCCAUAUCGAUUUCGUUCUUAAGUUAGAAGACGGUUCUUCUUUAGGUUAAUCUUUUUUUUAUGGUGGAGAAAAAAUGGCCGUGGAACUGAUGAUGGCCUAUGGUCUUGACAGCUUUACCUCCAACAUGGAAGAGAAUUCAGUGAAGGAAGCCGCGUCCGCUGGGAUUCAAAGCGUUGAGAAAUUCUUAAGAUUGAUUUCUCAACAUGAUAACUAUCUUCAUCAACAUCAACAAGUAGCUGAUGUUGCUGUGACCAAGUUCAAAAGGGUGAUUUCUUUGCUCGAUAGAGGAAGAACAGGCCACGCUCGGUUUAGAAGAGCCCCUUCCAAUCCCAUGGCCUCGUCCUCGUCUCCUUCUUCUUCUUCUACUCCUCCUCCGCCACCGCCGCAGCGGCAAGAUGGGCCGGGCCAGGACCCAUCUGGCUCAUCUUCUCCUUUUCAGCACAAUAGUAAUCCGAAACAAGAACUAGCUUCUGCUUUCAAGGUUUAUUGUCCGACGCCGGUUUUGCGAUUGCCGCCUCUUCCCCAGAAUCAAAACCAGGUCCAAUCUCGCCAAAACCAUCCAAUGAAUAGUGUGGUUUUGGCUCCGAGAAAUGGGUCUCUGGAGAAAAAAGACACGGUUGUCUCUGCUGCGACUAUAAAUUUCUCACCAUCGCCGUGUAUUUCUGGGGCGAAUUCGUUCAUGUCUUCGUUAACAGGGGAUACUGAUAGUACUGUUCAGCCUUCGUUUUCGUCUGGGUUUCAGCUCACUUCGUCUACUGGGAGACCACCUCUGUCUACGUCGUCGUUUAAAAGGAAGUGUAACUCGGUGGAUGCUGGGGCGAUGAGAUGCGGCUCAUCUUCAGGUCGGUGCCACUGUUCGAAGAAAAGGAAAUCGAAAGUGAAAAGAGUGGUUCGAGUCCCAGCAAUCAGCAUGAAAAUGGCCGAUAUUCCACCUGAUGACUACUCCUGGAGAAAGUACGGCCAAAAACCUAUCAAAGGCUCACCACAUCCACGGGGAUAUUACAAAUGCAGCAGCGUUAGGGGCUGCCCAGCGCGCAAACACGUGGAGCGGGCUCUAGACGAUCCAACGAUGUUAAUUGUGACCUACGAAUGUGAUCACAACCACACUCACUCGGUCACAGAAGCCACGGCUGCCCUUGUCCUUGAAUCAUCUUAGUCAAUGGAUCCAACGGAUCACCAAUUCUUGAUUAUUUUAUAUUAGAAGAAGAAACCAGUAAAAAUGUGUUACAGAUGGUCAACUAUAUAGGCCUGGCACUGUAUCCAAGAGGAUUAGUGGAUACAUUUGCUGCCAAUACAGAAAAGCAGUUGGGUGAUUCCUUUGUUUCUUUUGGUUUGUUUUCUUUCAAAGAUUAUCCGAGGGGCGUAACCAUUUGGUACCAUUUUUUUUUAUUUUUUAAAGUAUCAUUUAGUACCUUAUGUUUAUAAUAAUAUUCAUUUUUGUUGUCU
This is a messenger RNA of Humulus lupulus (European hop), 1537 nucleotides long. RefSeq names its product probable WRKY transcription factor 7. The coding region runs from base 165 to 1247 and encodes 360 amino acids. Gene Ontology annotation, biological process: regulation of DNA-templated transcription. Gene Ontology annotation, molecular function: sequence-specific DNA binding; DNA-binding transcription factor activity. The transcript is spliced from 3 exons. NCBI's taxonomy places the organism in Eukaryota, Viridiplantae, Streptophyta, Magnoliopsida, Rosales, Cannabaceae. The record is from RefSeq and is a predicted model, not a curated record.